AUGAGCCACAAAAACUCGACUGCAACUACCAGCGCUGGUGCACCCAUUCCUCUUCACGGCCUGACAGCAUCUGCUACUGCUGGGCCACGAGGCCCCUUGGUGCUCCAAGAUGUCGCCUUCAUUGACCACAUGGCGCACUUUGAUCGCGAACGGAUUCCAGAGCGCGUUGUGCAUGCUAAAGGUGGUGGUGCUUUUGGUUACUUUGAAGUGACGCACUCAGAGAUUACGCAGUAUUGUAGUGCCAAACUCUUUGAUCGCGUUGGAAAACGCACGUCCGUGGCAGCUCGUUUCUCGACCGUUGGCGGUGAACAAGGCAGCGCUGAUACUGUGCGCGACCCACGCGGAUUUGCUCUCAAAUUUUAUACGGAAGAGGGAAAUUGGGACUUAGUGGGAAAUAAUACGCCCGUCUUUUUCAUUCGUGACGCUAUGCUCUUUCCGAGUUUCAUCCACACGCAAAAGCGUCUACCAACCACUCACCUGAAAGACGACGAUAUGAUGUGGGACUUUUUCUCCCUUCGUCCUGAGACACUGCAUCAGCAAACGAUCCUUUUUUCAGACCGUGGUACACCUGACGGUUUCCGCUUUAUGAAUGGUUACGGCAGCCAUACGUUCGCUAAUGUAAACGCUAAAGGUGAGAUGGUGUAUGUCAAAUACCAUUUUAAAACGGAUCAGGGGAUUCGCAACUUGUCGGUGGACAAAGCAGCGGAACUUGCUGGCUCGGAUCCAGAUUACGCUAUUCGUGACUUAUACGAGGCAAUUGCAAACAAACAAUACCCGUCGUGGACGCUUUAUAUUCAAGUUAUGACACGAGAUCAGGCUGUAAAAGAGACUGUGAACCCAUUUGACGUGACGAAAGUUUGGUCGCAUAAAGCGUACCCACUUAUUGAAGUCGGUCGCUUGGUCCUCAACCGUAAUCCGACCAAUUAUUUUGCUGAAAUUGAGCAACUUGCCUUUAAUCCGGCUAAUCUGGUUCCUGGGAUUGAGCCAUCACCCGACAAGAUGUUACAAGGUCGUCUCUUUUCCUAUUCAGAUACCCAACGUUAUCGUCUGGGUGUGAAUUAUAAUCAGAUACCAGUAAAUCGCCCUUUGGUAGAGCCUCAGACGUACCAACGCGAUGGCUUUAUGACGGUGAUUGGAAAUAUGCAUGAUGCACCUAAUUACUACCCAAAUAGCAAGAAUGGCCCAUCUGAAGAUACGACGCGACGUUAUUGCACGCACGAGAGCGACAAUACCAUUGUGGACAAGUUUUCAACCUACGAUGACGACAACUAUUCACAGGUUGGCGAGCUCUACCGCAAGACUUUGAACACUGCAGCUCGUGAACGUUUGACUGAAAAUAUUGCCGGGUCACUCGCCAAUGCAUCGCAGGAUGUGCAAGUCCGUGCGAUUGCGAACUUCACCAAAUGUGAUCCCGAGUAUGGACAACGUGUACAGGAAAAAAUUGAUAAAUUGGCUUCGCAGAAAAAGCCAAUUGAGUCCGAGUCGAUGCCAGACCCAUCCAAGUUGAACCCGCCGCGUAAACCAUUCACACCGGCGCCUCCGUCGGAUAUUUUAGUAGCAAAUCGUUUUCGAUGUGUUAGAAGUCCUAAAUCUACUAAUUCUAACCGGCACGUGAACAGCUUAGCGUCUCAAUUUCCAGUCAUGUCGGAUCCCGCACACCGCCGCACUAUUUCAGAGCUCGACAUGAGUUCGAUGCGCCGUAUUAGCGACGCGCUACUUCUAGCGCAAAAUCGUGCACGUCGUGCAACCGAACGCGCAAAUCAAGCCGAACACAUACUGAACCUCGUGCUUAGCCAAGUAAAUGUACGAAGACUUCGCGUUGGUUCAUUGUCUGAUUUAGAGCUGCUACGCGGUAUUGUGGCCUCUGAUCCCCUGCUCAAUCGAAGAUCCAAUAAUAUGCUGAAACUUCACGACGCAACAAACGUGUUUUUUGGGACUGCGACUUCUCAAUGCUUAAACGAUGUGUCUAAGGAAGUAGUGAGUAAUUUGAAGGCUGCUAUGAACUUUCACAAACGCUACGUGAAACAAGUGGAGCCCUUGACGAUUCCGCUGUCUAUGAUUAGUUACAUGGAUGGAGUGUUUUUGAAUUCUGUCUUUUGUGUGGCUGGAUUUUUGGCAGGAGUCUUUAUGGGCAUUGCAUUAACCAAACAUUGGCAGCUUCGAGGUAUAUACACACAAAAGAAGAAAUGCUCACUUAUCGGAAAACUAGUUAAGUGGCACAGUUGUCGACAGCGAGUCGUCAAUACGCCGUGGCAUUUGAUUCCAGUAACUACAGACGAUUACAACUACAUUAUGAAUCCAAUAAUUGAGGUCGAGUGA
Messenger RNA from Plasmopara halstedii, 2319 nucleotides. Its product is annotated as peroxisomal catalase. The transcript has 3 exons. Gene Ontology annotation, biological process: response to hydrogen peroxide; hydrogen peroxide catabolic process. Gene Ontology annotation, cellular component: cytoplasm; mitochondrion; peroxisome. The coding region runs from base 1 to 2319 and encodes 772 amino acids. Gene Ontology annotation, molecular function: catalase activity; heme binding. The record is from RefSeq and is a predicted model, not a curated record. NCBI's taxonomy places the organism in Eukaryota, Oomycota, Peronosporomycetes, Peronosporales, Peronosporaceae.